AAGAGCGCCGUCAGUUGACAAGGGUAGCACAAGCAGUCACUUUGAAAGAAAGUGUUUUUCAUGAGGCUCAUUUGCCUUGUUGAGUGACAAGAGACGAUACUUACAAAAAGACUACGUAUCGAGUCAUUAUUGUUGUUGAUAAUCAUAUAGAAAGUACAUAUUCUUUGAGCAACAUUAUAAAUGUUUUUCGGAGAUUGUGAAAAUUAAAAUUAAAGUCAAUUAGCACAUCGAUUAAUUAAUUAACGAUAGUUAAUUGUAAUUGUACAGCUAAAAGUAAUUUUCAAACAACGACAUACGAAUUUGUGCGCGAUAAUCGAUCGAAAUGCUGCACGGACCUGUUGAAGAGAAUAUAAUCUCUAAUAGAAAAAUGGAUUAUUCUUACUUUAAGACGGAAGUCUCGAGACGCAGACGGCCAGCUACAACGCGAGAGCUAACUAAAAUAGCGUAUUCAGCGCCAAAAAGCACCGUUUCUUUGGCAGAGGGAAUGCCCAAUGAAGAUACAUUCCCAUUCACGGAAAUCUCAGUUAAACUUUACGACGGUUCAUCCUUCGUUCUCAACGGGACCGAAUUAGGCGCUGCUCUCCAAUAUAUACCUACGCAAGGUUAUCCUCCUCUCGUACAGGCCCUCAGGGAAUUCCAGAGGAGGGCACACGCGCCACCCUUAUGGGAGAGUCGCGACAUAGUCGUCGUUGCGGGGUCUCAGGAUGGGCUUAGCAAGGUUUUGGAGGCUAUAAUCGGCACUGGUGAUCCGAUUUUAGUCCCCGACUCCUUCUAUCCCGGCGUCGAAAUUGUGGUAGCACCUCACAAAGCGGAAUUUGUAAUAAUCCCACAAGAUGACGAUGGUCCCAUACCGGAAAUGCUCCGAGAAAUUCUAAAGAAUCGUGAGAUUUCCGGUGCAAAAAUGCCGAAAAUAAUGUAUAUAAAUCCUACGGGCACAAAUCCUACUGGCAUCAUUGUGUCUUUGGAACGACGAAAAGAAAUUUACAAAAUAGCUUGCGAAUACAAUUUCUUGAUACUUGACGAUGAUCCUUAUCAUUUUGUGCAUUAUGACCAGGAAGAUCCAAAAUCAUUCUUAUCGCUAGAUACAGAAGGCCGAGUGAUCAGAUUGGAUUCAUUCUCGAAGGUAAUCAGUAGCGGUCUCAGAAUAGGAUUUAUAACCGCCACAACCCCUCUGAUAGCUAGUGUAGAGCUCCAUUUGCAGAGCAGUCAUCUUCACGCUCCUACCUUAUCUCAGGUGAUACUGUAUCAGUUAUUGAAAAUCUGGGGUUAUGACGGCUUAAUGAAACAUUAUAAGAGAUUAAGGUAUUUCUACAAAGAACGAAGGGAUGUUAUUUCAAUGCUGGCACGCAAACAUUUGAACGGUUUGGCAGAUUUCAAUGUGCCAAAAGGUGGAUUCUUCUUAUGGAUAAAAGUACGAGGAAUCGAAAAUACUUGGAAACUUAUGAUGCAGCGAGGUGUCACGAAUGGUGUCAUCAUGACACCAGGCGCUGCAUUUGUGAAAGGUUCUGCGAAACCUUGUAAUGCCAUCAGAGCGAGUUUUUCCAAGGCUUCUUAUGAGGAGAUGAAUCUGGCAAUGAAACGAUUGGCACAGUUAAUUCGGUCAGAGUUAGCAGAAAAUGAUGAAAAAAUUAUAUAGAAAAUGUUGAUACGUGAUAAUACGAUCGAUUUUAAUAUCAAACAUGACUACAUGCAGUAGUCGAUAUUGAGAAUUACUGUCUAUUUUAGUUGGUACUAAAACAAGACUGUGUCGGGAAGAUAUCAAUAAAGUAAGCUGCAUUGCUUAAUCGAUACUAUUCUACCGAACAUCGGUGUAGAAGCGAACUAUAUGUAAGCUCAGAAUGAGUUUCAUACAUUUUAAAGUUUUUAGAACAUAGUCGUUAGUUUCGUCAACAGAGGACAUUGCAUUGCCAAAAGAGUUAUGUAUAGAUUAAGAUUUACUAUAGAAAAGUAUAAUUAAAAAGAUUUUAACUUUGAGAAUAGUUAUUAUAUUACAAUGUACGACAGUGUUGAAUAAUUUU
Molecule: messenger RNA, 2018 nt
Organism: Nylanderia fulva
Lineage: Eukaryota; Metazoa; Arthropoda; Insecta; Hymenoptera; Formicidae
Product: kynurenine/alpha-aminoadipate aminotransferase, mitochondrial
Biological process (GO): biosynthetic process
Molecular function (GO): L-kynurenine:2-oxoglutarate transaminase activity; pyridoxal phosphate binding
Source: RefSeq, a predicted model, not a curated record